Macaca mulatta (Rhesus monkey) is the source of this 1448-nucleotide messenger RNA. RefSeq names its product sperm equatorial segment protein 1 (gene SPESP1). Gene Ontology annotation, biological process: fusion of sperm to egg plasma membrane involved in single fertilization; acrosome reaction. NCBI's taxonomy places the organism in Eukaryota, Metazoa, Chordata, Mammalia, Primates, Cercopithecidae. The record is from RefSeq and is a predicted model, not a curated record. Gene Ontology annotation, cellular component: acrosomal vesicle.
CCUUCCCCACACCGCUGCGCUUGCGCGCUGGGGACAACCGUUGCGGGGUGUCCCAGGGUCUGAGGCAGAACGGUCCUCCGCUGACACCUUCCCUUUCGGUCCUGAGGUUCCCGGCCUGGUGGCCCCAGGACGUUCCGGUCGCAUGGCAGAGUGCUGCGGACGACGCCUAUGAAGUCUUUAGUCCUUCUAGUUGCGCUGUUGCUAUGGUCUUCGUCCGUGCCGGCUUAUCCGAGCAUAACUGUGUCACCUGAUGAAGAACAAAACUUGAAUCAUUAUAUACAAGUUUUAGAGAACCUAGUACUAAGUGUUCCCCCUAAGGAGCCAGGUCGUGAGAAAAAAUCUAACUCUCCAAAACAUGUUUAUUCUAUAGCAUCGAAGGGAUCAAAAUUUAAGGAGCUAAUUACACAUGGAGACACAUCAACUGAGAAUGAUGUUUUAACCAAUCCUAUCAGUGAAGAAACUACAACUUUCCCUACAGGAGACUUCACACCGGAAAUAGGAAUGAAAAAACACAUGGAAAGUACCCCAUUCUGGUCGAUCAAACCAAACAAUGUUUCCAUUGUUUUACAUGCAGAGGAACCUUAUAUUGAAAAGGAAGAGCCAGAGCCAGAGCCAGAGCCAACUGCAAGACAAACUGAGGCACCAAGAACGUUGCCAGUUGUUACUGAAUCAUCUACAAGUCCAUAUGUCACCUCAUACAAGUCACCUGUCACUACUUCAGAUAGGAGCACUGGCAUUGAGAUCUCUACAGAAUCAGAAGAUGUUCCUCAGCUCUCAGGUGAAACUGCAAUAGAAAAAUCCAAAGAACUAACGUUUGGAAAGCACCCAGAGAGUUGGAAUAAUGAUGACAUUUUGAAAAAAAUUUUAGAUAUUAAUUCACAAGUGCAACAGGCACUUCUUAGUGACACCAGCAACCCAGCAUAUAGAGAAGAUAUUGAAGCCUCCAAAGAGCACCUAAAACGAAGCCUUGCUCUAGCAGCAGCAGCAGAACAUAAAUUAGAAACAAUGUAUAAGUCCCAGUUAUUGUCACCAGGACAAACAAGUAAUAAAAUUGAUGAUAUUGAAACUGUUAUUAACAUGCUGUGUAAUUCUAGAUCUAAACUCUAUGAAUAUUUAGAUAUUAAAUAUGUUCCACCAGAGAUGAGAGAAGAAGCUGCUACAGUAUUCAAUACAUUAAAAAAUAUGUGUAGAUCAAGGAGAGUCACAGCCUUACUAAAAGUUUAUUAAACAAUAAUAUAAAAAUUUUAACCUACUUGAUAUUCCAUGACAAAGUUGAUAAGCAAACUGCAUUUUUUCACAGGAGAAAUAAGCAUAUUCGUAAUUUCAAAAGUUGUAUAAAAAUAUUUUCUAUUGUAGUUCAAUUGUGCCAACAUCUUUAUGUGACAUGUGUUAUGAACAAUUUUCAUAUGAGCUAAAAACCUAAUUUAAAAUAAAAUUUUGGUUCAGGA